This is a messenger RNA of Pelobates fuscus (common spadefoot toad), 5546 nucleotides long. RefSeq names its product SEC24 homolog A, COPII coat complex component (gene SEC24A). The transcript has 23 exons. Gene Ontology annotation, biological process: COPII-coated vesicle cargo loading; intracellular protein transport; endoplasmic reticulum to Golgi vesicle-mediated transport. Gene Ontology annotation, cellular component: endoplasmic reticulum exit site; COPII vesicle coat. The record is from RefSeq and is a predicted model, not a curated record. Gene Ontology annotation, molecular function: zinc ion binding; SNARE binding. The coding region runs from base 215 to 3538 and encodes 1107 amino acids. Lineage: Eukaryota; Metazoa; Chordata; Amphibia; Anura; Pelobatidae.
CGCAUGUGUAUGCCCGCCCAGGGGCCGGGACUCCGCACUUCCUGCUGCCAGACGGCCCAGCCAGGCUCCAGUUACCUACUUACUGCUAACUCGGGGCCUGUGCAGGGGCGCCGACUUCCAGCUAACGACAGGGAGGAUGAGCGGCUGAGAAUCUGGAUCGCAGCGUACACCAACCCUACUCCGUCUACUGCUAGUCCCCUCUGCCAAACCCAGCAUGUCCGGCGCUGGAUAUAACUCCCAAAAUGGGGGAUCAGGGCCGCCCCAUGCUAACGGUCCAGUUCAAAACCAGUUGAUCUAUCCACCCCAGUCAUCCUUGGGUCAAGGAUUCAGUUCUGUUCUACCAAACUCCAACCCGCAACAGAUGCCAGUCAAGGCUCCUCAGCAUGCAGGCCCUGGAUUAUACAAUUAUUAUGGUGGUCCUCAGACUUCUCCACAACUGGUAAACUACCAGGGAUCUGGACAGAUUCAUAAUAGACCGCCUAUGGGAGUCAUGCCGACAGUAUCUCUUCAAAAUGCUGGACCUUCUUCCAGGAUGCCAGCUUCCUCUCAAAACUCUACUGGUGUGCCAGCUACUGUUGGUGGCAGUGUUCCCAGAAUAAACCCAGCAGCAAGCUGGCAGUAUUUUCCAACACCUUUGAGUCAUGCACAGCCGCAAGCUCAUGGAAAUAAUGCCCCCCCAACAACUGGGACAAUAUCAGGACAAACCCCACAGGGAAAUCUACAGCCACCAGUUUCACAGCAUUAUGGGGCUUCUUUUGGAGGUCCUCCACUUCAGAACAGUUUUAUGAGUCCAGGAUCUGAUCCUCCACCAGCAAAUCAUUCUCAGCCUGGCCGACCACCACUGGGACCUCCACCUAGUUCAUCCCCUUCUUUAAUAAGACCACCAACACAACAUACUAGUCCACCAAGUGGCACGGGGCCACCACCACCCUCACUUUUGCAAAGUGCUCCUACACAGGAUGGCUUUUCUGAACCUCCACCUACGGACAGCAGUUCUGUUCAAAAUAGUUACGAUACAAUAGAAGGCGGCGGAUACAUGGGAAUGGUUCAUCCAGCUCAGCUUCCCCCACCUCAAAAUCCUAAAAUAACUAGGAAUGUCGGUGGUACUUACCCAUCAUUACCACCUGGUUACCAGAAUGUAUUUCCAGCAGGAGGACCCGGGCUGACACCCGCUUCUCGGCAAUAUCCAACGAAGCCACAACAAUUGCCUCAGGUGCUUCCUUCCAUGGGAGUCAAUGAUUUGACAUCAUCAGUUGGCGGACUAAGCCUUCAUCAUUCUCAACAGCUGGAUGAUCUAAGAGCUGUGAAUCUUCUACAGGAGAGAAAUAUAUUGCCACAGACUCCUGUGCAAGCACCUACUCCUUGUCUCCAGGAGGACAUUCAGAAGCUCAACUGCAGCCCAGAAUUAUUUCGCUGCACAUUGACCAACAUCCCUCAGACUCAAGCUUUGUUGAAUAAAGCCAAACUUCCCUUGGGGCUUCUUCUCCAUCCUUUCAAAGAUCUGUCGCAACUACCUGUUGUCACUUCAAGUACAAUAGUCAGAUGUCGGACCUGUCGGACUUACAUAAAUCCCUUUGUCACAUUUUUGGACCAAAGGCGAUGGAAGUGCAACAUAUGCUACAGAGUAAACGACGUUCCUGAAGAGUUUAUGUACAAUCCUGUAACCAGAGUUUAUGGAGAGCCUCAUAAAAGGCCAGAAGUCCAGAAUGCCACAAUUGAGUUUAUGGCACCUUCAGAAUACAUGUUGCGUCCCCCACAGCCUCCAGUGUAUCUGUUCAUGUUUGAUGUAUCUCAUAAUGCAAUAGAGACUGGCUACCUGGACACAGUUUGCAAGACUUUGCUAGACAAUCUUGACUGGCUUCCUGGAAACACGAGGACAAAGAUUGGCUUCAUCACAUUUGAUAGCACAAUCCAUUUCUACAGUCUGCAAGAAGGAUUGUCACAGCCUCAGAUGUUAGUGGUAUCAGAUAUUGAUGAUGUUUUCAUCCCUAUGCCUGAAAAUCUGCUGGUAAAUUUGAAUGAGAGCAAAGAGCUUGUUCAAGACUUGCUAAAGAACCUGCCACAAAUGUUCACAAAGUCAGCAGAAACACAAAGUGCUUUGGGACCUGCAUUGCAAGCAGCAUACAAACUAACUUCACCCACAGGUGGACGUAUAUCUGUCUUCCAAACACAAAUUCCAUCUUUGGGAACAGGAGCAUUGAAACCAAGGGAAGAACCAAACCAAAAAUCGACUGCAAAGGAAAUUCAUAAUCUGACACCGGCAACUGAUUUCUACAAGAAACUGGCUUUGGAUUGUUCAGGGCAGCAGAUUGCUGUUGACCUUUUCCUCUUAAGCGGUCGAUACUCUGAUUUGGCUUCACUCGGUUGCAUUUCUAGAUAUUCAGCUGGGAGCGUGUUUUAUUAUCGUGCCUACCACCAUCAACGCAAUCCUGUACAAGUAGAAAAACUUCAGAAAGAGCUUAAACGUUACCUUACACGGAAGAUUGGUUUUGAGGCGGUCAUGAGGAUAAGGUGCACUAAAGGCCUUUCCAUCCAUACUUUCCAUGGGAACUUCUUUGUCCGAUCCACAGAUCUGCUGUCUCUCCCAAAUGUCAAUCCUGAUGCAGGAUAUGCCGUACAAAUGUCAGUGGAGGAAAAUCUGACCGACACGCCUGUGGUGUCUUUCCAGUCUGCUCUCUUAUACACCUCCAGCAAAGGUGAGAGAAGGAUUCGUGUGCACACCAUGUGCCUACCUGUUGUUCCAGCGCUAUCAGAUAUCUAUGCAGGGGCUGAUGUACAAGCCGUAACAGGACUUUUGGCAAAUAUGGCUGUUGAUCGAUCCAUUUCUUCAAGCUUGAGUGAUGCGCGUGAUGCUUUAGUAAAUGCUGCAAUCGAUUCCCUUGGUGCAUAUCGAAGUUCAGUGUUAACUGUUCAGCAGCCUGGCCUUUUGGCCCCUCGCUGUUUGCGUCUCUUUCCAAUGUUUGUUUUGGCUCUUUUGAAACAGAAAGCAUUCCAGACUGGGACAAAUGCAAGUUUGGAUGAGAGAACGUUUGCCAUGUGUCAGAUUAAGAGCCAGCCAUUGGCAUACAUCAUGCUCAUGAUCCACCCAAAUUUAUACAGAGUCGAUAAUCUGACAGAUGAGGGAGCUCUUAAUAUCAAUGAUAGGACAAUACCCCAACCACCCAUUCUCCAGCUCUCUGUAGAGAAACUAAAUAGAGAUGGUGCUUACCUGAUGGAUGCUGGCACUGUUUUGUUGUUGUGGGUUGGACGCAACUGCAGCCAGAACUUCUUCAUGCAAGUUCUUGGAGUCUCUAAUUAUGGCUCAAUGGCCCAAGAAAUGAACCAGCUGCCUGAACUUGAUACAGCUGAAUCUUCCAGAGCUGUAGCUUUUAUCUCUUGGCUUCGAGAGCAGAGACCUUUUUUCCCGACAUUACAUAUAAUCCGGGAUGAAAGUCCACUGAAAACUACAUUUCUCCAGAACAUGAUAGAAGACCGAACAGAAUCUGCCUUAUCAUAUUAUGAAUUUCUCCUCCACAUCCAGCAGCAAGUGAACAAGUAACACUGCACAGAGCCAACUGCAAGAUAUCCCUCCAGCAGUACCAUACUGCGUAGUCUACAUAAUGCCUCUUCCGCAAUGUUUGUGGGCAAUAUGCGUUAAAAUGUGCAUACACUGUGAUUUCAACAACAAAAAUUAUCUAAUGAGAUGACUCUUUGGGGACUGGAAUGUGCUAGCACACACAUUGUAAUUUUAAAUGAGAUUUAAAGCAAAAUAAACAAUCAAAAAACCCUUUACCAAAUACUCAUCUGAAUUUCUAGCAAGUUCCCCCAUGUUUGCCAGAUGGGUAUGUAACACUACGCAGCAGUCUUCACUGGCACCAAAGGGUUCUCACAAUAUUCAGGAGGUGAUGAGAUGUUCAUAAAAUAAAGUUAGUUCUUUUUUUUUUUUUUAACUGAAUAUUUUUGUUUGCCAUUAUCCAUUUUUUUUUUGCUGCUAGUUUUACAGUCCUCAAUUGUAAGCAGUUAAAAUUUAUCUAAACUGAUUAUUUCAUAGAUUGGCCAAGAUAACUGUUUAUAAAACCAGAAGUUUAUCCUUUGUAACGGUCUAUAGAUCUCUCUUCACCUUAGGACCAAAGUGAGGAAAAGGCUGAUAGGAACUUAAUGAAGAAAACACGGGUGCAUCAACCUAUUCUUACUGGCAACAUCUCUGUGGAGCAGUUCUUGCUUUGAACAAAUAUGCUGACUAAGGAGAUUAUUGUGUAUUGCUUUUUUUUUUUUUUUUUGCCAUUCGGGGACAUUGGAAUUAUUUGAUUUUACCAGCUUAUAAAUCAGCGACAUAAAUGAUGAUAUAUUUCAUUUUAGACAAACUAGAAUAGGAGGAAACCUUUUUAUAUAGUAAUGAUAAGAACCAAUAAAAAUGAGCAUAGUAUUUUAGAGAAUACAUCAUACCUGAAAACGUGGUGGCCAUGGACUCCCCUUUUCUUGAGUGAUGAGUUCCAACCUCUCACAUUUCAGCACUCGUUCAAAAGUAAGUGGAAACAACCAUAAAAUCUGCACACUUGGUGGUGGAGCUAAAUACAAAGUUGAACUAGAGCUGAAACUUCUUUGUUUUAACCACCCCCACCCCGUGGUUGAUUUUAGAGUAAACAAAGGUAAUACCUAGGCAUGCGUUAUCAUGGGUUUUUGGGGUUUUUUUUGCAUUGUUUUUUUUUCUCCACCCAGAAGACUCCUCUCUCUCAAUCCAUAACUUACAUACUGUGGUUCACAAAAUGCAUUUUUAAUGCAGUUGUUUUCCAUACACGAAGUUGAUAGUUUUAUUUAGAACCAAUGACCAGCAAGAUUUUGGAGCUAGGGGUGUGAUUGCUAAAGAAAAUAACUUAUUGUUUUGAUUCUUGUUCUUAUCUGGAAGAAAAAUCCAUUUUCAGGAAAGACAGAAUUAUAAAAUUAAUAAAGUAGAGACUAAAUGUAAUUUAUUCAUUAAACAUUUUUACUUCUUUGGUCCUGUAUGGAAGUGCACCUUUAAUUGUGUUGCAUUGAUCGGCUCCAUAAAAGAUGGAAUGGUUUAGACUGCUUUGCUAUGCAACAAGUCUUUCUGCCGUCCCUGUGUGUUAAAAGCUGGCACAAGUUUCUAUAUUAAUAACUCUAAUUUAUUGUGAUGUAAACAGAACAAAAUGUGUGUAAUAACCUGAUAUAGAUUUUCUUGUUUUAAUAAAAGGCACCUUUUAUUCUGGGAUUUCAUGUUAAUAAAGUUUUUAAAGAUUAAUGUUUCUCCCUUUGGGGUUUAUUUCCUAAACCAGGAAUUGUGGAGGAUGGACAGGGGAUUUGUAAAUCAUGAUAUUAAAUAUCAAUGCUGGUGGGGAGGGUGGGUGGAGGGGGGAAGAAUUUUGGCAUAAGCCUAUACCAUUCCCUUCUCCAUUUUCCAAAUUUCCUGAUUAAACAAAUACCCCUGUAUCUUCUAUUUGGCCAUUAUAAGUUUUAUAACAAAUAUAUAUUUUUUUCAGUCACUGCCAUCAUGUAAUUCACAUCUCCUAGUGAAAAUGAAUAAAUAAAAUCACAGAAUUGUAAUCUCA